AAAUACAAACUUUUGAUAAAAUUAUUUCGAAAACAAAUUAGUUUUUCUCAAAAAGAGGAAAAUGUUCAUUUUACAAAUUUGAUUACUGUCGGUUCACCUUCAUUUUCUGACGUAGAGUAUCUUCUCACCUGGUCAUAAAUUAUAAUUCAUCAUAAAAGUCGAGAACAACCGGAGUUAAGCGGACGAAACAUUUGGAAAAUAAGUCGCGAACAUUGAAUACUGAAUUGAAAUUGAAUAAGAAAAACUGAAACACGUACACAUAUACUACUUAACAAUAAAACCAAUUAAAGUUUUGCACAAACAAUUUCAAAUUUAACUUAUUUACUAACUUAAUAUGAUAUAUAUUCUAAAAUCGAGCAUGUAUUCCAUUCAAAUCAUUUUGAUAUUUUGUUCAAUUCUACAGUACAUUGAAGCAAUUAAUUCAGAUGACGAAUUAUUUGCUGUAAAUAUUAAUGGAGCUAAUACAUAUUCCAGUUCAAAUGUACCAGGUAGUUUGUCGGAAUAUUCAAUUGAUGACGAUUUUAUGCACAUUCAACCAACAUGCUUUCAAACUGAUCCUGCACAACCUGAUUUAAACGGUUAUCAUUGGUUAAUGAUUGAUUUCGGUAUUAAUUUACGCCAUAUAAAAGAAAUACGACUUGCUCCGAAUCCAUUUCAUAAAUAUUUCGCUACAAAACUCUCAAAUAUUGAUGUGUUUUUGAUAAAAAGUGGAGAAUCAUUGGAAACUGAUGAAAUGUUAGCAUCACUUAGACAAACAAACCACAAAACACCAAAUCAUCUUAUAAAAUGGAAUUCAAAAGGCAUCGAAUUAUGUCAAUCAACAGGUAAUAUUACAGCUGGUACUCGUGCUGCUACAAUAGAAUGUCCUCAAGAAAUGGAUGCCAAGUGGUUAGCAUUACGUAGAACAGAUGAACUAGAAAUUUGCCUGGUCAAUGUUUACGUAAAGAAAGCUCAUGAAGAGUGCUUUAUACAGUAUACAACAGAAGAACAACAAAUAUGGCCUAGUAUUUCAGGUCAACCAUUUAGUUUUAUACGGCAUUUAUCAAAAUCUGCCUGUCGUGCUGGAUGUUCAGCCAAUAGGAAUUGUCAAGCUAUACGCUAUAAGAAAAUGAGACAUACUGGAGUCUGUGAACAAAUACGUGAUGUUGUACUUUCAGAAGAUCAUACUAAUGUUUCACAAGAUUCUUCAUUAAACUGCGAGUCAGAGAAUUGCAUGAUUGUAUUAAACAAGUGUCAUUUGGGCAGGCUAGAAGAAUUACAUCAAGUUAGACAAUUGCAUGAAAAUAACACUUUAACAACAAUUUCUAAUCUAGACAAUGAGAACAGUGAUUUACAGAGUGAAAACAAAUUCUCACUGUGGGAAAUUCAACCAAAUGCACCAAAAGCUGACCACCAAUCAAACGAAUUGAAAUCGGAAUUCUUAUUUUCUAUUCAAAUGGAUGGUUAUUUAUAUUGUAGUAAAGCUGUUUGUGAUACAUUGAAAGUUUAUUCAGUGGAUGAGAAUAAUGAAGCAAUUCUUUGUGGCGAAAUUGAUUCACUUAUUGUGUCUAAUUUAAACAAAUACUAUUUGUUCUGUCAAAAUCAUUAUCCAAUGGAUAAAACGAAAUUUAUUCGUUUAGAAUGGAGUAAUAUGGGUAGAGAAAAGGCUGGUUAUUUACAUGUGAAUAUUACACAAAUAUUCGUUAGAAUAACCCAAAAUAUGAAAUUAUUGAAUAUGAAUUUAAAUGUGAAUAAUAUUCCGACGACAACUUAUCCAACUACAACUGUUACAAAAAAUACAGAGUUUAUUAGUGAACAACAGUCUGGUAAACAUUUUGUAGAGGUAAAAGAAGAUGAAGUAAACGAACAGCACACAACUCAACAAUACCAAGAUCAAUUCAAUGAGUUGAAAAAUGAGAAGGAAGAAGAAGAGGAGGAAAAGGCAGAGCACAAUGUACAAGAAGUAGAACUACUUCAACAAUACUAUCAGCAUGAAAAGGGAGAGUUAGAAGGCAAGAGAAAAGGCGAAAAAACAAAAGCACUACAUCAUCAAGGUGCAUUUAGUGGCGAAGAAGAACAAUAUACUGAAGUAAACGAAACCAACACUCUUAAUGAUAGCCUAGAAGAAAAUAGUCAUUCAACCGACUGGUUGAACACGAAUACUGGUUUCACAGACGAUGAAGAAGGUGAAUAUGACAUAUCGACACUGGAAUCAUUUGAUGGUAAAACUGUAGAAGACGACCUAACAUAUGCAACAGAAAAUGAAUCGGAUGUAAAAAUAACAAAUAUUAAUGAAGAGCAUCACAUAUCCCCUGAACAAAAUCACUUAGGCGACAUAACCACUGAACCAUAUGAUGUUGUAGAACAUACUGAAACCAUUGAUCGUAUGGUUACCAAUUCAUGGGCUCUGCAGUCAGAGUCACGUAAAGAUUUUGACAAGAAUGAAAAAACAUAUCAACAGAAAAACACGAUUUCCACAAAGCUAGGUGUACGUGAAGCGAGAAGAGAAAAAGAACAUAACAGUGUACGACUGACUGAACAGCAGCGUCAUAAUUUAGAAAAGAAAUCAUUGCAAACCGCUCGGGUUGAUGAGAAUCCAGAAAAUAAAUGCUCGCUGUUACAUGGUCCUGCAUCUGCUUUGGUUUUUCUAAUUACUUUUUUCAUAUUUCAAGAGAUUUGGUGAACUUUUUGUGAGGAAAGUGAAAUGAAGUUACAUUGUUUCAGAAUGGAAUUCGAGAAUGUUUGAUGUGUGACAUUUUCAGAUUAAAAUGAGGUUGUCUGUAUUAUUUUGUUUGAUUGAAGGAAAAUAAUUAUGUUUGUCGAUAGGUCACUUUAUUAUUCUGUAAGGUAACUUUUCAUGAAACUUUUCUUUAUUAAGAGCUGACCCAUUCUCUUCUUAUAAUGGGCCUAUAUUCAUUAUUUCAUUUUGCAAGAUUUCAAAAUUAAUCAGGAAUUUAAUUGCAGUAGGCUGAAUCAGUUGUUCUUUCUUAUUCUUGAUUACUAAAGACAAGGAUUUAAGUCAUUUUCACAAAUAAUGGUUAACUAAUUUUAGCUUAUAUAUUUGUUUUUCCAUGCUGCCAUUGAUCUCAAUUAAAUGAAUAUCAGGUUUUGUGUGAAGGACAAUUGUUUCGAAUGUCUUUUCUCUUCGUUUAGCAAAUUACUUAAAAACUUAACUUGAACUUUUUUGAUAUUACCGUUUUAUUUAUAUACACUAAAGUGAUUAAAACACAAAGUGUAUCUUUAUUUGUGUGUUUUCUAAA
This is a messenger RNA of Schistosoma turkestanicum, 3239 nucleotides long. Lineage: Eukaryota; Metazoa; Platyhelminthes; Trematoda; Strigeidida; Schistosomatidae. The record is from the annotation of a GenBank genome assembly.